Messenger RNA from Chiloscyllium plagiosum (whitespotted bambooshark), 4434 nucleotides. The record is from RefSeq and is a predicted model, not a curated record. Lineage: Eukaryota; Metazoa; Chordata; Chondrichthyes; Orectolobiformes; Hemiscylliidae.
AUGGUGGAGGGACAAGGGCUGGAGCGGCGGACUGCAGCGGACAAUGUGGAUCCCAGGGACUGGGCUGUAUCUCACUGCGUUGCUGCUGCUCCUGCAGUGCAAUUCCACGACUGUGCCUUGGGGAGUCAUGUCCAGUUUAGAACCAGCGACAGCAGGUUUGAUGUGGAUGGUGCCGGGGUUGUACAUGCAUCUCGGACCCUAACCAUUGAUUCGGAAGAUGAGUUCCGUGUGUUGGCAGAAGAUUUGGAAACUUGUGAAACUUGGAGUGUGGAUAUUCAGCUCAGCCCUUGGAAGAAGACCGAGCUUGUCAAGAGGAGCCUUAAAGUUAUCCGGUUUCCAGCGAAAAGGAGCUCCAGACGGCAGAAGAGGGAAUGGGUCAUUCCACCACUUGAUGUUCGUGAGCAUGAGCCUCCGACACAGCAUAACCCGAUUGCUAUUAUUCGAUCGGAUGCUGAGGAUAUACCUGGUGUUACCGUAACCUACCGCAUCACUGGCAAAGGGGCCACUGAGCCACCUAUUAAUCUGUUUGUAAUCGAUCAUCAAACCGGUGAAUUAAAUAUUACAAAAGAGGUGGACCGUGAAGUAAAUCCAAUGUUCAUACUUACCGGUCAGGCCUAUGAUCAAAAUGGAAACACGAGAGAGAAGCCAAUCGAACUCGAGGUUAAAGUUUUGGACAUCAACGAUAAUCCUCCAAUUUUCACAAAACAAGUCUUCCAAGGGAGUGUUGAAGAAUUGAGUCCGUUUGGCACCUUCGUAUUAUCGCUGAAUGCAACUGAUGCCGAUGAAGGGGAGAAUGCUGUGAUCCAUUACAGGAUCAUAAGUCAAAAUAUCAAAGAGGAAUUCACUGCAACAGCGAACGGAGAAAUCAAAGUUACAGAUCGGAAUCUGGACCGUGAGACGCUGAGUUUCUACACCUUCAUUGUUGAAGCUCGUGAUCUGCGAGGGAAAAGUCAAGGACUCAGUGCAACAGCAUCAGCUCAGAUCAGGAUUUUAGAUGUAAAUGACAAUAUCCCCACUGUGGAACAUUUUGAGUAUGAAAUGCAUGUGCAAGAAAAUGUGAAAAAUAUUGAAGUGAUACGCAUAAAGGUGAUAGAUAAGGAUGAAAAGUUCAGCGAUAAUUGGGUGGCGCAGUUUGAUAUUAUUGAAGGCAAUGAAGCCGAAUAUUUCAGGAUUGAAGUCGAUAAUCGAACCAACGAGGGAAUUUUGAUUGUUCACAAGGAACUGAACUAUGAAGAAAUGGAAGUGGUGAAUUUAUUAAUUCGGGUCCGUAACAAGGCACCAUUCCACAGCUCCGUUUCUUCAACCAGCAUCGUAAGGCCUAUUAAAGUAAAACUCAUUGUGGACGACGUGAAAGAAGGUUUUGAAUUUCGACCCUCAAGAUGGAUGGUAUCAGUGAAAGAAACUACCACUGGUACAAUAGUCCAUGAAGUGCUCGGAAAGUAUCCUGCUGUUAGUGCUGACACUGGCAAGCAGAGCAAGAUGACCAAGUAUGCCAAGGAUGUUGACGUAGCUAACUGGUUAGUGAUUAAUCCGGACACUGGGGAGGUUACCUUCAAUGGCGUUCCUGAUCGAGAGUCAAAGCAUGUGAUUAAUGGGACGUACUCUGCAACCAUAUUGGCCAUAAACAACGAACGUCGCCCUGCCUCAACAUCCACAGGAACCAUUGUGAUUAGAGUGCAAGAUGCUAAUGACCAUCGGCCAAACUUUGUAGAUUUAAAUCCGUGUAUAUGCAGCAAUGCAAAGUCAUUGACCCUCACUGCCUUCGAUGCAGAUGGUCCUCCGUAUGGAGCCCCUUUCCAGUUUAAUCUAAAUUCUAAUAAGAAAUGGAAAUUGGGUCAUACUAAUGCAACUAGCAUGCAGCUGAUUCCCAUCGGAGAUUUGUGGCCUGGAAUAUUUACCGUACCAAUAUCAAUCAAAGAUAACGAUGGCAAUGGACAUUUGGUAAACCUCAAUGUUCACGUCACUGAUUGCCAUGAGGUCAACAUGUGCAGAGCAGAGAAAUUAUUCCAAUCAUCAAAGGCAUAUCUCGGUGCUGCUGCUGUGGGUCUCAUGGUGCUGGCCUUACUGCUGCUCCUGCUUGUUCCUUUGCUGCUCCUGUUUUGUCAAUGUGCCGGUGGAAUGGGGAGAAAAGGCUUCUUUGUGAUACCACCCGAGCCUGUGGGAUCCCUCGGCAAAAGCAACUUUGAAGGUGGAGGGCCUGUCGAUACGAUGGUGCCAAUCCUUUCUCCUGACAAUACAGUGGGAAUGGGUCAACGAGCAGAAGGAUUUGCUGCAGUAGGAGCUGGAGGAAGUGGCCUUAUAGGUUCUGGUAAUUUCGUGGAAUCUGGUGGUGUCGUUGGAUCUAGUGGUGUCGUGGGAUCUAGUGGCAUGGAUUGGAAGUCUGAGAAACAGAUGAUGUUGGAGGAGGAAGCUUACGAAACAGGUUCGAGUCGAUUGGUUUCCAUUCAGGACAGGAAAGUUCAGUAUGAUGUCUUUGGAAGAUCAGCAGGGGCUCCAACUUGGAGUCAAUUGUCAUCUGGUGGAAAACUGUGGGAAGGUUCUUGUAAGGCUUUCAUCGAGCAAUACAUCAGCAAGAAGUUGGUCCCCGAAACAGAAUGGGAAUCUCACUCAGUGCGUGAUGUCUUGCUGGUGUACGCCGAUGAAGGGAAGAACUCUCCUGUCGGUUCCCUUGGUAGUUGUAGCUGCAUUGAGGAUGCUGUCAGAGAUGAUUCCUUCCUGAAUGACCUGGACUCAAAGUUCAGAACCCUCGCUGAGAUCUGUGAGAGUCGCCACUCGGUGUUCGUCAAAUCCAGCUCCCGCGCAUCGUCGGGGUCCACUGAUGCCCUAAUCCAGCAGAGCAACGAGGCGAAAGAGGGGUCCGUCUGGAAGGAGACUGUAAAGCUAUCGAGUGCAACCCAGGAGGCACAAGAAACACCCGUUCAGAAACACAUUGUGGUGACCACAACCAUCAGUCCCUGUGGGGAGGUCAUGCCUGGAGUGACUGACCCCACAUUAAUCCAAAGGAUGGCGAUGGCAAAUGCCCGAUCAGGCAUUGAGGAUCUGCAGGGUGUCACUGACCCAACGUCAGGCCACAAAGCAACCAAGUUUAAUCUGGGCGUGGAUCACGUCGACGGAACAGUUCCAUCCUUCUCCCAAAUGCCCAUUGUCCAAAAGAGUGUGGUAGUGACCAGAUCGGUCAAGUCAGGCACGAGGGAAACACAACCCAUGAUCACCGAGCCAUCGUUUGGAUCAGUACCCGCAGUUGCGAAGAAUGUGGUCUUGACCAGAUCAGUUGAUACCUGCGCAGGGGCGAUGCAAGGCAGCUCCACUGAUCCAUCCCUGGGUCAGGCCUCUCUCAGGCAGCAGCACGUGCGGGUGACUCGGUCAGUUCAUUCGGGAAAGGGAGAGAUGCAAGGCAUGGCCACUGACCCGUCCACUGGUCGGGUGCCGGUGAUCCAGAAAAAUGUGGUGGUGGGUGGAUCGCUCCGUUCAGGAACGGGAGGAAUCCAAGGCAUUGCCUUGGAGCCAGCAAUUGCAAAAGAUUUGGUUACGGGUCCCUUUGGUGGUGGGACGUACAGUUCUGUUAAAAAAGUAACCAAAACUGUACAGUUAUUACAGGAAUAGGCAUUUUGUACAAUCAAAUACAUUUUAGCUAACAAUAUCACUGGAGGGGAGAUGUUCUGAAAGAACAUAGGAAGUAGGAGGAGGCCAUUCAGCCCCUCGAGCCUAUCCCACUGUUUAAUUUGAUCAUGGCUGAUUUCAUCUUGGCCUCAACUCCACAUUCCUGCCCCCAUAACCCUUCAACCCAUUGCUAAUUAAAAAUCCGAUUAAAAUCCAGAAAUAGGAUAGUGUGAUUACCCCCCUCGAGCCUCCGUACAAAGCCCAUUGGGACCUCUCAUACCCCAGAGCAACACAAAUCUCAAACCAAGAAGCAUACGCUAAGACCAAAGAGCCAGAAACUAAAACUAAACCCAAGAAAUCAGCUCAGUUUAGGUCAUUUUAAAGACUGGCAGAUUUUUAGAAGCGUCAUAUAUUUUCUGGCAAACACACCUUUUAAUGUAACGGCCCUUUGUUUUUGUUAGAAUUAAGUGCACAAAUAAUUCCACAGUACACGUAGAAAUCCACUUACGUUGGCUUGUCAAUAGUCAGUUUCUUGUUUGACCAAAGUAGCUAAACAUUUUAAAGUUGGUCAAACAAAGAGGGUAUGGAGGUUUCUUUUUUUAAAUUAUCAUAUGUAUUUGUCACUCUUUAUCUACUUUUAUCACUCCUGAGAAACAAGAUAAAUUCAUUUGUUUACUUCCUUGAUGUUAUAUUUCUAGCUCCAGAUCUGACAAAAUGAUAUCCUUUUUUGCAAGAAUCAUUUAAAUGUUGUCAUAUUAUUUAAAUACACUCAGUUGUUUCAAAAUAUAGAGUCAUAGAGAUGUACAGCACUGAAACAGACCCUUCAGUCCAACU